Messenger RNA from Tilletiaria anomala UBC 951, 2933 nucleotides. RefSeq lists its product as uncharacterized. Gene Ontology annotation, cellular component: cytoplasm. The transcript has 2 exons. The record is from RefSeq and is a predicted model, not a curated record. NCBI's taxonomy places the organism in Eukaryota, Fungi, Basidiomycota, Exobasidiomycetes, Georgefischeriales, Tilletiariaceae. Gene Ontology annotation, molecular function: flavin adenine dinucleotide binding; electron-transferring-flavoprotein dehydrogenase activity. Bases 300 to 2927 code for a protein of 875 amino acids.
GUGAACACCUCACGCAGCGCAGAAAAGGUAGUUCAUCUUCUCGCUCUCGUCGUCAGCUAGAGACAUACACUACCUCCGCUCCGCUCCAAAGCUGUGCAGACACGCCAAAGACCGCCUUCCCGCUCACGUGCUAGACACCUCAAUCGCCAUUCGACACGUGCUUGCCCAAGACCAGACCAACCCCACCACCCUCAGCAUCCCAUUGCCUCUGCGGUGAGCAAGCUCUCUGUGCAGUGGCUCUCCUGCUCUGCUGCAUUUUGCGCCGGCCGCCUGCGCCCCGGCAGAAAUUUUAGACCACGAUGACCAUGACCAUGACCGCGGCGGCGGCGGCCGCCAACUCAGGCGCCAGCGUACCCAUCAACAUACACAGCAGCAGCAGGCCGGACACAGUCAAGCGCAAGCAGCCGAGGUACGCAGAUGCACAUGCCGAGCCGGCUGCCAGACCUGGAAAUUCAAGAGGGCCUGGAGGUCUUUGGAAGCUUCGACAGCCACGAAAGCAGGAGCUGGAGCAGCAAGGUCAUCCUUCCGCUGAGCCAGCGACAAAGAAUGUCGUUGUUCUUGGAGGCUCUUACGGCGGCAUGCAUGCUGCCGCUGUUCUGGCCGCACGCCUGCCGCCGAGCCACCGCGUAAUACUGAUCGAGAGGAACAGUCAUUUCAAUCAUCUCUAUGUAUUUCCCCGAUUUAGCGUCCUGCCUGGCCAUGAGCACAAGGCGUUCAUCCCAUACACAUCCAUCUUUAAAGAUGCUCCGCCACGGGGGCCAGGGCAAAGGAGGCAGGGCAGGGCAAACCGGAAGGAAGCAUCGCAGGCUGAGACGGCAACAGAGGGCGGCUCAUCAGCGGCAGAAAGACAAGCGGCUGUCCGCAAAGGUCUGCUUGAAUUCUCGCCGGUGCAAGCAAGAGAAGGGCUGCCGAGGACGCGUCAAGACGAUAAGGACGGCUCGGCCUCCACCUCCUCGGCCUCCACCUCCUCGGCCUCCACCUCCUCGGCCUCCCAUCCCUCCUCGCUCGCCUCCUCUCUUGACAACGUUUCCCCCAGCUCGGUGGCCACCACUUCGCCAUCAGCCCACUCUUCCUUGGCAUCCUCCUCCAUCUUGCAUCCACUUCCCCACUCAGAGGAGCAUCACGAAAAGCAGCUGGUAUCGCGGGACGAGAUGAAACAUGAGCUCGCCGAGGCCCGCGAGCGCGUUGAGAAAAAGGAGGAAUGGAGCACAUUUGCGCAUUUCAAGCGUCUCGCCGACACAGACGCCGCAGUAGAUGACGCUUCUGCAUCCCAGGCCGCGGGGAACAGCCAAGCCGGACUGUCCGAACUCGGCAAGGAAGAGGACCAGCAGGCGCCCGAAAACGUGGGCCCGGAGGUGGAUGUCGAGCACGGCCAAACAGGCAGUCCGCACCUCGUGCUUCAGGCGACCGUCACGAGCAUCACCGACUCUCACGUCGUCGUCACCCCCGCUACGCGCGACGAUCCGCUUUUCGACUCCCUCACUGGCGGCAGCUGGAACUCGACCAGGUCUGGCUCCGCGGCCACAAUGGCGGCGGCAGCCGUAGCGGAGGGCAAGAGCAAGCUAUGGGAGAUAUCUUCCUUCUCGAUCCCUUACUCGCACCUGAUCUACGCUCUUGGCUCACACCUCCCGGACCCGCUGCGCACUGAGGCGCGCACCAAGCGCGAAGGUAUGGACUGGAUGAAACGCAUCCAGGCGCGCGUCGAGGAAGCUGCAGAGAUCGUUCUCGUUGGCGGCGGCGCACUUGGCGUUGAGUUCGCUACAGACAUUGCGUCCGUGUACGCUGACCGCAUGCUGCGUCCCGGCGAGGACGCCGCGCGGGCGUGCGACGCGCAAGGUCGCCGCAAGAAGCAAGUCACGCUCAUCCACAGCCGUGCGCAUCUGCUACCCAAUUUUGACCCGCGCGUGCACGACUUUGCGCUCGCGCGGCUGCAACAGCUCGGCGUCCGCGUCGUUCUGGGCGAGCGCCUCGCACUGACGCAGGGGUGUCCCAAGGGCAGCACCGUCAGCGUUGAAGAGAAUGCGGAGGCGCUCGCUACUCAGCAGCAGCAACCAGCACCUGCAGCCGAUAAGGUCGAUGAGAACUUUGCCAACGCCAAGCUCCUGAAAGACACAGCCGGGCACAGCAUCUCCGCUCCUGCCAAUGACGGGCACCACGAGCGUAAGAUCAUCCGCACCACCGGCGGCAAAAUCUUCUCUGCAGACCUGCUCAUGCUCUGCACAGGGCAGCAGCCCAAUUCGGGCCUCAUGGCGCAGCUCUCGCCGUCCAGUGUGGACCCCAAGACGCGCCUGGUCCGUGUACUGCCCACGUUGCAGGUCGCUGUACCCGACCCGAGGGACGCGGCGCAAAUGCCCUUCGAGAUGCGGCCGCCUUGCGGCGAUUGCGACUGCUUCCUCGACCGAAAAACCGCCGGUGCCGAGCGCGAACAGCAGCAACAGCAAGGCAGACUCGAUGGUGACGCCUUGCCUAUGAAGCAUCGGCGUUACAUCGAGGGCAUGCACAACGUCUAUGCAAUCGGGGACGUAGCCGAUGCAUUCGGUGCUAUCAACGCUGGCUACCAGGCGUGGAGCAUGGCAGACGUCGCCGCAGAGAACAUCCUGCGCGAUCUCGGCGUCACUACAUCCACGAAUGUUCCUGACGCAGAAGCCGAUGCGGACACGGAUGCGAAUGCCGGGGCGGACGACAUCUCGGGCGCAAGCGCCAGCUCGCCCCUGGAGCUGCAGGAGUUCGACCCGACGCCAACGAUGCUCAAACUGAGUCUUGGCCUCGGCAAGAUGGUCUUUCAAGGCGGGCCCGUGACAGACCCAGCGAAACCAGACAAGCCGCCGCGGCCUGAAGUCACACUCAAAGACGACCCGCAUGACUUGGCCGUCGAGGGCGUCUGGAAGUUCAUGGCCAAGGCGUCGACGGAUGAUUUGUAUUUGUGAUUGUGC